Molecule: messenger RNA, 4539 nt
Organism: Castor canadensis (American beaver)
Lineage: Eukaryota; Metazoa; Chordata; Mammalia; Rodentia; Castoridae
Source: RefSeq, a predicted model, not a curated record
CCUAGCGGAUCCCUCCUCCGGGGCUCUCCCACCCCCGCCUAGCGCGGAGUCCGGAGGCACCUGGGGGAGGGGAGUCCUGGGCUGGGCCGUGCUGGAGAGACGCCUGGGGCACUGCCCGGCGCUAACAAAGGGAGUAGGCUGCGAGCCGGUGUCGACGCGGAGCAAGCGGAGCAGGCAGAGCAGCCGCAGCCUUCCCGGCUGGAAGCGCAGCGAAUCGGGAAACUGAGGCCCGCGGCGGGAAAGGAGCACAGACACCACAACAAACGCACGUGCGCCCUGCCGUGGGAUCUGGGCGCACCGCGAGCCCUGGCAGGGGUAGCGUCAAUCCUGCUGAGCUCUGCAGUGAGCAGCCCAGAGAGAAGCGGAGGGUGUCAUGGAGCCCAGCUAAAAUGCACUUGCCUCCCUGAGCCUGUCUUGAGCCCAGGUGCCUGGCUCCAUCUUGACGCUGAGAUGUUUUUUGAUCAUCCUGGGAAAAAUGAGCCUUGGCCUCCAGAUCUAAUAAAGCAAACCUCCUUUCCAUGGAGAACAGUGCCAGUUCCUGAGGACCUGGAGGGCCUGCAGCCCCAGAGGGAUUAGCCAGAAACAGGCUCCUACUCUGAUCAGUGGUUUCCCUGAACACAUCUUUCAUUAUGAUUCACAUCAACUUGAAGAAAAAGUUCAGUUGCUGUGUCCUGGCCUUUCUCCUGUUUGCAGUCAUCUGUGUGUGGAAGGAAAGGAAGAAAGGACGUUACUAUGAUUCCCUUAAAUUGCAAUCCAAGGAAUACCAGGUGCUGGGGAGACUCGAGAAACUGACCAUGGGGUCUGGUCCCCAAUCUGUGUCCUCAAGUGGCACCCAGGACCCUCACAGGGGCAGCCAGACUCUUAGUAGUCCCAGGGUCCCAGCCAUGGCCAAACUACCACCCUCUUUCCAGGUGUGGAACAAGGACAGCUCAUCCAAAAACCUUAUCCCCAGGCUGCAAAAGAUCUGGAAGAAUUAUGUGAACAUGAACAAGUACAAAGUGUCCUACAAGGGGCCAGAGCCAGGAGUCAAGUUCAGUGCAGAGGCCCUGCGCUGCCAUCUCCGGGACCAUGUAAAUGUAUCCAUGGUAGAGGCCACAGAUUUUCCCUUCAACACCUCUGAAUGGGAGGGUUACCUGCCCAAGGAGAACAUUAGGACCAAGGCUGGGCCAUGGCACAAGUGUGCUGUUGUCUCAUCAGCAGGAUCUCUGAAGUCCUCCCAACUGGGCCGAGAGAUAGAUGAUCAUGAUGCAGUCCUGAGGUUUAAUGGGGCACCCACAGCCAACUUCCAACAAGAUGUGGGCACGAAAACUACCAUUCGCCUAAUGAACUCUCAGUUGGUCACCACAGAAGAGCGCUUCCUUAAAGACAGUUUGUAUAACGAAGGAAUCCUAAUUGUGUGGGACCCAUCUGUGUACCAUUCAGAUAUCCCAAAGUGGUACCAGAAUCCCGACUACAAUUUCUUUAAGAACUAUAAAAGCUAUCGCAAGCUGCAUCCCAACCAGCCUUUUUACAUCCUCAAGCCCCAGAUGCCUUGGGAGCUAUGGGACAUUCUUCAGGAAAUCUCCCCAGAGAAGAUUCAGCCAAACCCCCCUUCCUCUGGGAUGCUGGGUGUCAUCAUCAUGUUGACGCUGUGUGACCAGGUGGAUAUUUAUGAGUUCCUCCCAUCCAAGCGCAAGACCGAUGUGUGCUACUACUACCAAAAGUACUUUGACAGCGCUUGCACGAUGGGUGCCUACCACCCACUCCUCUUUGAGAAGAAUAUGGUGAAGCACCUCAAUGAAGGCACAGAUGAGGACAUUUACCACCUUGGAAAAGCCACACUGUCCGGCUUUAGGACCAUUCACUGCUGAAUGUAGGCCCUUAUUCUCUAUCAGGCAUUUUAUGGCUGGCCUCCCUGGGAAGACCAUUUUCCUGAAAAAUCUCAGGCUGCUCCUUGCACUCUACGGGCUUUUGUCAGCAAGAGCUCUGGGACUUCUGGAGCCUGAAGGCAAGAAACCAAGCCCCAGCCUUCCCUAUAGCCACAAAGAAUGUGUGAGCCCAGAUCUUUCCCACACAUGAAUAUAUACACCUAACAUUCUCUCUAGACCGCAUCUUUCCCUUUUUUCCACAUAGGUAGAUGCAAGAUCUAUCUUUCCCACAGGGCUGCCAAAGCUGGGCUUUAUUUUUUUUCCAACUGAAUGAUAUCAUUCUCACAAACCAACGCUCUAUAUGUUGCUUAAAAUCUUGACCUAAGUAUUGAUUUCAUGUUUUAAAGAAAUUUUUCCAAAUCAUGAUUGUGCCAGGUGUAGGGUGGCUGGGGGUAAGAGUCAGGGGGGAAAUAAUUAGUAUGAGGCAUUAGAAUUAUGGUUAAUCCCUCCAGAGCAAAGUUGCUCUGUUCUAAGGAUAUGGUUGCCAUUACUCAGGCUAGUUGGGUAGUCCUUAGCCUGGGUGCUUAGGAGCAAAGGGUCUUGAUUAGCCCACUUGUAUCUCCAGGUGAAGAAAGGCACAGUCCCUGUCCUCAAGUUGCUCACAGUUUAGUGGAAGAGAGAGACAUCCAGCAUGAGCUAACAUUCAACGUGCUUCAUGCACAGAGCUACAGAGAGAGGGGCCUGCUGUCUGUGUACCCAGAAGGGGCCAACUCUACUGUGUGGAUCAUAGAGUUGAGGCAUUGGGGUAGAACAAUGAGAAGCAUGUCAAGUAGAUUUUAUCUGAGUCAUUUGAGUUGUGUUUUCCUUUAUCACCAAUAUUUUAUUUCCUAAAACCUGUCUGAACAUAGAGACUCAAGAUAUUUUUUGAGGAAGCUCCCUACCCAUGUUGGCACCAAAUACAGUCCUACAGCAGAUAUCAUGCAAGCUAUAUCCCCCAGACCUUGAUUUCUGCAGGUUCAGCUUGGCCUGCCCUCUCCUGCCAGCUGGGUUUGCAAACUGUCCUCCAUCUCUUCAUUUUUAAUGCCCACCCCCCACACUUACUUCUAUUGCUACCUUUUUUUUCUUCCUUUAGAGUGCUCCUUCCCCUUUCUAAUUACUUUUCAUCAUUUUCUGCUUUAAAAGUACCCUUACCACAAUUUCUUUGACCUCAUGAGCCUUUCCUGAAAGGUCUCUCAGGAAGUAAUGGUCUGGUUUUCUAGGACUUAGGUUAGAUACUCUUAGAAGUUAAAACCCUAAUCAUAAUUGAUCCUUACAAGGGUUGAGGUAUGUGACAUGACAUCAGAUUGUCAUGCCCUUCACCCACUCCCUGCAAGGGAGCAACAACAAAGUCUCUGGGUGGAGGCUGCCCAUUGUGAUUUGCAAACAAGUUCCCCAGAUGUUUUGGCUAAGCCCCCUCCUCCUUGUGUGGAACCACAUGGGCCCAUCCAGUCCCUGGUGUGGAAUAGUUAAGUCACUUCUUUAAGCACAAAAUAAUGCUGUAGAAUCAGAUCUUCUAGACCCAGGCAUCUGGGCUCCCAGGGCUGACCCCACAUGCUCAAAAGGCUCCAAUGUUUGAGUUCCAGGCCAACCAUCUUGAGCUAGUCUGUCCACUUACUGCCAACCCCUUGGCUUAUGGAGGCAGUAGAAAGAGCCCUGGAGUGAGAAGCCCUGGGUUUUCUGUUUGAUGCUCCCUGCUUACUUGCUGUGCCACUUUGGGCAAAUUCUCUUCCCUGAGCCUCUGUUGUUUCUACAUCUGCAAAAUGGGGGUGAUAAUCCUACCUCACAGGGCUGUUGUGAGAAUUACAGGAAAACACCUGUCCUGGCUGUAUACCUGACCCAUAGGAGCCCAGUACAUGCUGAUUUCCUUCCUCCCUUUUAUGAAGGGCCUUCUUUGUGAUCACACUGGGACUGAACCUUGCUGUGAGGAGGGACGGUUAGGAGGGGAUCAGGGGCUUCUCUCCUCAGGGAAUUAACUAUUCUAUUGGGAGACAACUACUCAACUUGAAACACCCAGGAAACUAUUGAGUCAGUGAUGUAGAACAUGUGUAUCUUUCUCCUUGCCUGUAGCUCAGGUCUGAUUCUUCUUGGGAUGGGUAGAACACUUGGGCUGCUAACUACUGUAUAGGCUGAGUCUUUACUCUCUCUGGGCCGGUGAAUUUUUUGCCAUGCUCUAUGUUCUGAUUUGACAUGCUCAUGGAAUGUCUGGAAGGUGACAUUCUGUCAGCAGGAGGUAACAUGUUGUGUGGAGACUGAGAUUACACUGGAUAGAAUCUAGUUUUUAAUUAUUAGUAAUUUAAUAGAUUAAGUUAAGUAUGAUUCUGAAGUCUGCAGGACUUUGAAUUCUGUGUUCUGUAAAUGUGCAAAUUUUGGUAAAAAUCCAAGAAAGAUGGGGUGUUGUUGGUCUGGUGACAUAUUUAAUAUUUGUGACAGAUAAUUUAAAACUUGUCAGAAUGCUGCAAGAAAGCCUCUGUCUACAUGGUGUUCUGUCUUCAGCCAUCUAUUCUUUCUAUAUCAUGAGAUCCUUCUGAAUCCUUUUACCAAUUAAAUAAGCUAAUGCUCUUGGUUUGGAGCUGAGACAUUAGUCUCAGAAACUUGUGAAACAUGCCUAAGCUAAUUCUGAAUUACCCAAAGAUUAUGUAAAAUUUUAAAAUAA